UCACGUCAACAUCUGCUUCACGGGUGAGGCGGUUCAAGUCCAGGGGACGGUCACAGAAGAACGCAGUUAGCCAAAUAUGAGACUUUUCAUCUACUUCAUAUCAUGAGUAAAUGUGCAGUGUAAUGUAAGUUUCAAUAAUAAUUCACGGGUUAAAUAUUUUACAAUGAAAUUAGUUAAUAAAUAGCGGUUUAGCCUCCAUCUUGGUGCUCGAUCCUUCAUCCUCCUUAGCGAGGAAAUCCGCCCUUCAGUUCAGUCAAUCCCCGGAGUUAUUAGCCUCGGUUUGCCAUCACCGAAGACCCUCCCCGAUGCCGAAUACAUCCGAGGGUCCAGCUCCUCCGAGUCUCUCCGGGCCGCCGGAGUCCCCGGGGCCGCAGAGGCCCACCGACCGAGAGCAGGAGUCCGCCCUCACCCUCAUCAGCUCCCUGGCCCGCGACGCCGCCAAGAUGAGGCGAGCUUCGAGCGCCGAGCUCCACCUCCAGUGGACCUGCCCGGUCACACACUCCAGGGAGAAGUUCUACACCGUCUGCUCCGACUACGCCCUCCUCAACCAGGCGGCCUCCGUGUACUCCCCUUCCUCCAGAAAAGCAGGGGCGAAGGGGGAGGACGGCGGUCCCCCGCUGGCGAAGCCCACUCCCUGCGCGGACCUGAGCUCCGUGGGGAGCGCGGGAGCCAGAGUGGGCCUGGUCGGGGACUGUGACAUGGAGGAGGUGUCCUCUGCAAACACCAAGCCCAUCUUUGCCUGGGAGAUCGAUACCGCAGACUUCAACUCUGCAUACACCUGGAAAGUCAGAGCCAGCAAUGGCAAGAAAUGCAGCACCAAGAAGAUGAGGUCCUCUGAGAAACCCAGCAGGAACCUUCAAGAUGUGCCUCCUCAGGCCUCUCUGGAGGAGAUCAAACAGAGGAAGGUGCUGGACCUCAGGAGAUGGUACUGCAUCAGUCGGCCCCAGUACAAGACGUCCUGUGGGAUCUCCUCGCUGGUUUCCUGCUGGAACUUCUUAUACAGCACCCUGGGUGCAGGGAGCCUUCCACCCAUCUCUCAGGAGGAAGCUCUGCACAUUUUGGGGUUUCAACCGCCCUUUGAAGAAAUCAAGUUCGGUCCCUUCACUGGAAACGCCACGCUGAUGCGGUGGUUCAGGCAAAUCAACGACCACUUCAGGGUGCGAGGAUGCUCCUACAUUCUGUACAAACCGCACGGAAAACACAAGACGGCAGGAGAGACCGCUGAGGGCGCUCUGUUGAAACUGACUCAGGGGCUGAAGGACGAGUCCAUGGCCUACAUCUACCACUGUCAGAACCACUACUUCUGCCCGGUGGGGUUUGACGCCACGCCGCUCAAAGCAGCCAAGGCCUACAGGGGCCCCUCACCCACAAAUGAAAUGGAAUACUGGAUUUUAAUCGGAGAGCCGAGCAGAAAACACCCGGCCAUUCACUGUAAAAAAUGGAUGGAUAUAGUGACCGACCUCAACACGCAGAACCCAGAAUACCUGGACAUUCGGCACACAGAGAGGGGGAUCCAGCGGCGCAAAACUAAAAAGGUGGGCGGUAACCUGCACUGCAUCAUGGCCUUCCAGAGGGUGAACUGGCAGAAGCUGGGCCCGUGGGCACUGAAUCUGGAAAACCUGCGACACGACUUCCAGCAAGGGACAGAGCGGGCGCACAGAGGCGCCUCGGAGGACUCGGACGCCUCCUCCAAGCGGCUGGCCCAGCUGGGCCGCUCCCACAGCAUGGGCAGCCAGAGAGACGGCGGCUGGAGGCACCAGUCCCACACCGCAGAGUUCAGGCAGAGGAGCCCGGACAGCGACCUGGAGGAAGACGCCGCAGACUGAAAAGAGGAAGCAACCACACCGCAGGAGCAGGAUGGAGCUUCCCGUUCAGACGUGCAGAGAAGAAUCCUCCAGCCUCCUCAUCCUCACAUGUUGCCAGGUUGUGUUCCUCAUGUGUGCGAGGAGGAAUCUUCUGCUCUGCCAAGAUUUACUUUGAUAUCUACGGAUGACUAGGGUUUCAAUGAUAAGAGAGAUAUCAGAACUGAAAUCAAAAAUACUUUAUUGAUUUUCACAUUGGAAAGGAAAUGUGUAAAACAAAAAAAGAAAGUUAAAUUAGAAAACAAGGCUUUUUAAGAAAAUAAAAACUGCUGCAGAACUGGAGUUCUGCUGUGGUUAAUAGGACUGAAGCAUCACUUUGUCAAUGUAUACAGAGAAACAAAUCUAACAGCAUGUUCAAACCAUUGACUGUAUGUGAGAACUGGACUGAGCAAGUGCACAGUGAUUGAUCCCAGUUAUCAUCUCUAUGGAGACCACUCGCACCAAUCAGGAGUGAGCUUGUGGGAAGGCCACACCCCUUCCCACUGAGAGCGGGCUCGGGAGAAUCUGCCAAUCAAACAUUGAGGUGGGGGCCAGCGGGCACCACAUGCUUUCAUCGAGGCAUCUGAUUGGUCAGUUUAUAACUUGAAUAACUACAAAAAAAAGAGGAUUAUCAAGAACUUGUUUAAAAAGAAGAAUGACUGAGUUAUAGCUGUUUAAUUUUAAAAUACGUGUUUCUUUUUAUACACAACAGGACAAGUACACAAAAAAGACAAGACUGUAAUAAAACAAAUAACAAUAAGUUAAAAUGACAGAUAAACGA
Molecule: messenger RNA, 2622 nt
Organism: Oryzias latipes (Japanese medaka)
Lineage: Eukaryota; Metazoa; Chordata; Actinopteri; Beloniformes; Adrianichthyidae
Product: basic immunoglobulin-like variable motif-containing protein
Cellular component (GO): nucleus
Molecular function (GO): DNA endonuclease activity; single-stranded DNA binding
Source: RefSeq, a predicted model, not a curated record